UUAACACAGUUACAAUGGGCAAGAUUAUCUUUUUUGAAGACAGGAACUUCCAGGGUCGUCACUAUGAGUGCAGUGGUGACUGUCCGGAGAUGCAAAACUUCUUCAGUCGCUGUAACUCAAUAAGGGUGGAGAGCGGUUGUUGGGUGGCCUAUGAGAAGCCCAAUUACGCUGGUUACCAGUACAUGCUGCACAAGGGCGAGUACCCGGAUUACCAACGCUGGGCAGGCUUCAAUGACUGUAUCCGCUCCUGCCGUAUGGUGCCACCUUACAACGGAAACUACAGGAUGAAGAUCUUUGAGCGGUCUGACUUCACAGGCCAGAACUUGGAGCUAAAUGAUGACUGCCCAGACCUGAACGAGCGUUUCCACACCCGUGACAUCUCCUCUUUGAAUGUCAUGGAGGGCUACUGGAUUCUGCAUGAACACCCCAAUUACAGGGGACGCCAAUACUUCUUGCGUCCUGGCGAGUACAGGAGGCACAUCGAGUGGGGAAGUGCCAACACUACCUUUGGCUCGCUGAGACGUGUCACUGAGCUCAACUGA
Sphaeramia orbicularis (orbiculate cardinalfish) is the source of this 542-nucleotide messenger RNA. RefSeq names its product crystallin, gamma MX (gene crygmx). The coding region runs from base 15 to 542 and encodes 175 amino acids. The record is from RefSeq and is a predicted model, not a curated record. Gene Ontology annotation, molecular function: structural constituent of eye lens. Lineage: Eukaryota; Metazoa; Chordata; Actinopteri; Kurtiformes; Apogonidae. The transcript has 3 exons. Gene Ontology annotation, biological process: lens development in camera-type eye; visual perception.